UCUGGAUCGGUUUACAGUUCACAGAAGUCUGCUUGCAUCGGUGGAAUAGACAUAGCACCAUGCUGGUGUAGCAAUGAGACCACGGUCAUUUGCGAUUCCCAAUCAUUAACCGACCUAACGCUUGAGACCGUAUUAAAGAAAUUUGACCAGGCACUAAAUUCAAAUGUAUAUGUUUGGAAUCAUCCCUUACACGACACAGUACUCGACACGCUAUACAUCAACAAUACAUCUAUAGUACAGUUACGGCCAAACGUAUUCGCAAACUUACGUUUUAAGCGCGUUAUUAUUGAAAACGCUUAUAACUUACGACACAUACAUUCAAAUGCAUUCAACGGCACUGCGCUCGACAUCAAUGUGAUCGCAAUCCGUAACACACCUCUACACGAAGGCCCGCGUAAUGACCUAUUCGUGGCGUUAAACACGUUGAAACACGUGCGCAAAAUAUACUUAACCAACACUAGUAUUUACGUCAUACCGAGCAACGCGUUUGUGUCUCUGGUCAAUUUAGAAGAAUUACACAUUAAUGAUGGUCAGGUGAGAAGUAUUGAAAGCAUGGCGUUCCGUGAUUUGCCCAUGCUCUUUCGCAUACGGUUGACCGGCAAUAGGAUUGUCAGCGUCGGUGACCUGGCAUUUGACCUUAAAUCAAGCGGACAAUUAGACAAUCAAGUAUAUAUUGAUCUAGGUUACAAUCAUUUGAACGACUGGUCCUUUACGGGUAACCCGUAUUCUCUGGCACCGGUCACCAAACAAGCCCUGGUCAUAUCUCUUCAACACAAUCACGUAACCGUUUUAAAAGAGUCAAUAUUUUACCCAUUAUUAACCACUAAUACUGAUAGUAGUAUUGGUGUUGAGAUUGACUGCAAUUCGUGCGAUAAUUAUUGGCUGAUUAUAAACAAUAAUAUGGCCAAAUUAAUUCAUAUACUAUUGAUUAUUAUUAUAAUAAAAAUUUCAUAUCAAUCGCCGACCCCUAAGAGAAAUAAUGACCAAAUGAUUGAAUAUAUAAAUAGUUUAAACACCACAUGGAAGGCUGGCAAAAACUUUGAUAAUUUCAUUCCAAUGGGUUUGAACGCUAUGAUGGACUCUAAUAGUCAGUACGAGUCAAACGCUCGGCCACUCAGUGAUGGCACGUCUGACACCGAUCUGAUCGAUGAAAUACCCGAUCAGUUUGACUCCAGAGACCAGUGGCCAGAGUGCCAGUCCAUCAAACAAAUCAGAGAUCAGGGUCAUUGCGGGUCGUGUUGGGCCAUCGCUACGGUGGCGGCCAUAUCCGACCGGAUAUGCAUCGCGUCGGGCGGUAAACAACAGCCGGAGAUUUCGCUCGAAGACCUGUUGACGUGCGGACACAUCGGCGGCUGUAUUAUCGGCAACAGUCCGGUGCGCGUCUGGUUUCACUAUAUCAUCAAUGGGUUGGUUACGGGAGGCGACUAUGACAGUCAUCGGGGUUGCAAACCCUACACAAUACCUCCCAGCGAUCACACCCCGGUCGUUUACAAACCGGCACCAUGGUGCGAAUCCACCUGUAUAGAUGGCUAUAACAAGACGUAUGCCAACGACAAAUACUAUGGCUCUGUUGUCUACGGCUAUCGUAAUAAUAAUCGUGAAGUUCAACGAGAUAUCAUGACUAAUGGUCCCGUUGUUGCAAUAUUUGAUUGGUGGGAAGAUUUAGAGUAUUACAAGUCCGGCGUUUACCACCGCGUGACCGAUAGACCAAUUGGUCAACAUGUAAUUAAAAUCAUAGGAUGGGGCCGCGAGUCGGGUGUAGACUACUGGCUGGUGGCCAACUCGUUUGGGCCAAAGUGGGGCGAUCAUGGGUUUUUCAAAAUACGUCGGGGUAUUAAUGAGUGCAGUAUUGAGCAGAACAUUAGCGCCGGUUUGCCUAAAUUG
This is a messenger RNA of Medioppia subpectinata, 1884 nucleotides long. NCBI's taxonomy places the organism in Eukaryota, Metazoa, Arthropoda, Arachnida, Sarcoptiformes, Oppiidae. The record is from the annotation of a GenBank genome assembly.